AUGGUAGCAGUUUACCUGAUCACAUUGGUGGGUAACAGUCUAAUCCUUGUCAUGGUUAGAGUUGAUGACCAGCUUCUCACCCCUAUGUAUUUUUUCCUAAGUAACCUGUCCUUCCUCGAUAUCUGUUACUCUAGCAAUUCAGUACCUUUUUUGUUGUUCAAUGGUUUAAAAGACGACCCUACCAUUUUUUAUACUAGCUGUUAUGGUCAAAUGACAAUCACUAUUUUUCUGGGGAUGACAGAGUGUCUCCUCCUUGCUAUUAUGGUUUAUGAUAGAUUUAUUGCAAUAUCUAAUCCUCUGUGUUACACCAUCAUUAUGAACAACCAGGUCUGCAUACAGUUGGCCAUGGUGACUUGGGCCAGUGCCUUCCUUUUAGCAAUAAUACUGAUCAUUGUAAUUCCUGCCCAUUUUUGUGGAUGCAAUGUCAUCAAUCAAUUUACCUGUGAGGUCCAGGCCCUAUUGAAGCUCACUGGCUCAAACACCCCAGUCAGACUUAUUCUGGGUCUGGUCAUAGGCAUACUCACACUGCCCCUACCUUUUAUCUUCAUUCUCAUCUCCUAUACUCGCAUUGUGGUUGUCAUGCUAAGGAUCCACUCUGCAGAGGGCAGGCUCAAAGUUUUUUCCACCUAUAGGUCCCACCUGACUGUGGUCACCAUAUUUUAUGGAACAGCCAUCUACAUGUACCUGAAACCUCAAUCAAGGGAGUCCCAGGACCAGGGUAAAGUCAUCUCUGCAUUUUAUGGUGUUGUAACUUCUAUGUUGAACGCCCUCAUUUACACCUUGAGAAACAAAGAUGUGAAAGAUGUCCUAAGAAAAAUUAUUUGAAAGAAAGAAUCCUAGAAAGGACAUGAA
Messenger RNA from Acinonyx jubatus (cheetah), 852 nucleotides. Its product is annotated as olfactory receptor 13H1-like. Gene Ontology annotation, molecular function: G protein-coupled receptor activity; olfactory receptor activity. The record is from RefSeq and is a predicted model, not a curated record. Lineage: Eukaryota; Metazoa; Chordata; Mammalia; Carnivora; Felidae. Bases 1 to 825 code for a protein of 274 amino acids. Gene Ontology annotation, biological process: G protein-coupled receptor signaling pathway. Gene Ontology annotation, cellular component: membrane. The transcript has a single exon.